CACUUCGGCGAUGGAUUGAGGAGCAGAAAAGUGUGCUUAGUAUUUAUCUUGACAUUGUGAAGAUGGUGUGCAUUCCUUGUAUAGUCAUUCCUGUCUUACUAUGGGUCUACAAGAAGUUCUUGGAGCCUAUUGUUUAUCCAUUCAUUGCCCCCUUCAUUAAUCGCAUAUGGCCUCAGAAAGCUGUGCCACCAGGAACUACUGCGUCAAAGCCAGACCAGAGUGAAAAGAAUGGGACGUGCAAGAGCACCGUACCGAGUAAAGAAGUGACAGAUGGCAGUAGUGGGCCAGCAGAUGUUUCAAACAAGAAGAUGGAUUAACUUAACUCUGAAUCACCUUCCGAGAACCAAGCUGUGAAAUUAACUAGGACCACAUGAAGCUAGAGAAAUUAAAGUCUAUUUACAAAGCAUAUUAUUGUCUGUAAUGUACUUUCAGUGAUUAAUUUGUUCCUUUUAAUUGCUAACUUAUUUUUAUAUUCUGUAUCCUGGAUUGUAUGUACUGGUUCAAAAAAGAGUGAGUAAAAAACUUGACUGGAGAAUGACAGACUUUAAAGUAAUUUCCAUGCCUGGAAAGACAAUUAUACGGGAGUUGGCAAAAUGGUUGGAAGUGUUUACCUCACUAAUACAAGGUACUGGGUUUGAUUCUUACCUUCAAGGGAAAUUGGCUAGGCUUAAAAUGGCCCAUAUGGGCAGCAAGUCUCGUAUUUGCCUUUGAACCCAUUUAUAAAUAUACAUAUAUACACACACACACACACAUUGUAUGUAUGUAUAUAUAUAUAUAUAUAUAUAUAUAUAUAUGUAAAUAUAUAUGUAAAUAUGUAGUGCCCCAACUACAUACAUAUGUAAUGAAACAUUGUUUGCAAGCCAUCAGCCCUCCUCAGAUAAAUUUAGACAGUUGAUUUCCCCUUAGUGUGAGAGCAGAAUGUAGUAGGCUGUAAUCCAGGCAGCCAUAGGGUUUUCAGCUUAUGACCCAAGUACCCACAUCUAGUAGUUAAUAAUGUGCCCUUAGUUUUACAAGGGCUUUUUGUGCCUUCUCUUUCCACUCUUUGCUUAUGCAUUCCACACACACUAUACAGAAGAUUGCAUGUACUGCACCUUGGCAGAGCCAGGUAGAUGCUCCCUGUCCAUGUCCAGCAAGAUGUUUUCAUGCUUCAGAGGUGGGAGUCGGCAUUGCAGCAAACUAUACUGUCUCCUUCCUUCAGGUGCACUCAUUCCACAUUCUCUGUUUGUCUUGUCCAGUGCCCGAAUGGUUAAUUGAACAUGGGUCAUCGGAGUCAUACUCGGAAUUUUGUCCCAUGUACACCAUGGGGUUGCUGAGGCUAAUUUAUUAGUACUUUUACCCCCCCCCAAAGAAAAAAAUGCAAACGUUGUAGUCUGACAGCCCAUUGAGUGAGGAAUGAAUUGAUUGCUGCAGUCCUUCCUCUAAAAAAAGUUCUAUGAUGUUUAAUUGUAUGUGGUAGGAAGCAGGCUUCCAAUAAAUACUGUAUUGAUUUUACUUAAAAUAUCAAACAUUUUGAAUGUACUGCAGUAUAUAUGUAAUCUUCUGGGCACCUAUGAACUUUGACAAAUACAUGGGUCAUAUGCAGUAUGUGUACUUGCAUGUUUGCUGCAUGAGUAUUGUUUGUAGAUUUAUAUCACUCUUUACUACUGCAUAUAACAUAAUUGUACAAAUUUGCACUAAAACUGUCAGUGUCUGUCCAGUUAGAAAGUAUCACAAAAUGUUAACCAGAAAAUGUAUGAUGCAAGCAGAUUAGAAGUAUGGGAAACAUACUAAUGUUUAUUUCAACUUUAACUGGACAUGUCCCAUUAAGUCAGACGCACCAUUACAGAGGUGACACAAUGUGCUGACUGCACCCAAGCAACACUGGAGAUCCUACACCCUGGAACAGAGGGGCAGCAGUAGGAAUCAUUCAUGCUUAGAAAUGUUUCUCAGCGUAGACUGCUUUAUGUUGUGUGUUGCCCGUUUUAUAUUUGACAGCAGAUCAUGGUUAUUUACCAUUUGUUGAUUUUGUAACAGCUGGUGAAUGUUUCAAAGUUGUACUUAACUGUAGCAUUGCAUAAUUUGAAGUUCUCAAUUGUGAUACUAAUAAGUUUGUUAGAAUGGUUCACUUGCAGAAGUUACACAAGUAGAAGCUUCUUGUUUCUUGUGGGAGAUAACCGAUUCCAGAGGUCUUAAAUAUGUACAGCCUUUGAAUUAUUAAAAUAUCUGGGAUAGCACUAGCAUAUGUUAGUAUGUUCACUGGUUCUGUGCCUAAUGCAAUAGACAAGUUUUAGCAAUUUGAUUUUUUUCAUAGUAUAGAUGUUUAUAUGGGCAACACAGAAGUAUAUCCUAAUGUGUGCAUUUAUUGUUCUGAAGUCUGACUCACAAGAAACCUUGAAUAGCCAUCAGGUGCCUGGACAAGUUAAUGCACUCAUGGUAAUGAAUUUGUAAUGUGGACAGCAUGUGGUCUUUCAACAAUAGCACAGCAUAGCCUACAAUGAAGGAAUACAUGAAAGAAUGAACUAAACAGUCUAUUACCAGUUACCUCAACUACUUUUGUGCAUGUGUUACAUUGUAUAGUCUUCAUUUAAAUAAAAACUACACUAUCCCUGAAAUUUUAGACCUUUGAGAAGAAGCAAGUCAGAUUCUCUUACUGAUAAAUCUUUGAAAUACCUUACAUGAUUUUACUGAGGUAUGUAUUAGAAAAUGAAGAAAGCCUUGUAGUUUGAAUAACAGUGAGUGAAAUGAAGGCCAGUAAUUGUAUAUUACAUUUUAUUGAGACGUAUGAGCAGUAAAACUACAGAGUUAUGUGGUGCAAAUUUUAUCAUACAUUUCAAAUGUUGAAGCAGUUGGCUACAGGGUUUGUUUUCUGCUCCUUGAAAGUAGAUGAUGGUAUGUUCCUUCAGAGUCUUCUUUACACCUAUGAAAUGAGUGUCCUGUUUUGAUUUUUCUUCGCACAUUAUGUUUUUUUAUGUAUGUGUAAGCAGUGGAUUCUUUGUAAUGCUUCUUACAUAAACUGAUCUGUCUGCAUACUCCUUAA
Messenger RNA from Protopterus annectens (West African lungfish), 3016 nucleotides. It is a transcript of the gene CCHR1.PART1H18orf32, whose product is annotated as chromosome chr1.part1 C18orf32 homolog. The transcript is spliced from 3 exons. Gene Ontology annotation, biological process: positive regulation of canonical NF-kappaB signal transduction. The coding region runs from base 63 to 317 and encodes 84 amino acids. The record is from RefSeq and is a predicted model, not a curated record. Lineage: Eukaryota; Metazoa; Chordata; Ceratodontiformes; Protopteridae.